AUGUCUUCUACCGGAGGCUUGGCCGCUGCAUCGCGGGGCUCAGCGGGCAGAGGCGCGCCGCGGAACUCCUCCAUGGACUCCGCCAUCUCAGCGAUUUCCACCAGAUCGCAGUCGCACAGAGGCGCGGCUGGUAGUCAAUCUGAUCCCACGGAUAUUGAGGGGUUGAUUAAGACGGCAGGAAGCCCGGAGGCAGUAAUCCAGUACCUUUUGAAAGAAAAGAACUCCCAAUCGCAACAGAACGCGCAGUUAUGGCGCCUAGUCGACAAGCAGAGAGCCAUGAUCCUGGGGCUAAACAAAGAUUUGGAACGGGCGUUGAAAGACAAGGAGAAAUACCGAAAGAAGUUGAAAGAAGUCAUGUCAGUACCGGAACUGACAGGGGCUGAUGGAUCCAAAACUGGCAGCAAGGUCCUCAAGAUGCCUGUCAGCAGAGGAAUACCGACAGUCGACGUCAGCGCCCCCAAGGAACGACAGGUUGUUGCGCCGGACUCGCCAACUCUAGACUCUGACAGCCAAAAGCAUUCGCCCGUGGAUAUGUCCAUGGCCCCCUACCCGAUCACCCCUCCCGCAGACCAGCCCAAUGGCCCUCCAUCAGCCGUUGGGGCUUUGUUGGACCCAUCUCAUGAGAUGCCCAAAGCACAUGAGCACGCUUAUGACCAGUUCGACCAUGAUGCCGAGGAACAAGCCGCGGAGGCGGCGAGGAGGGAGCAUGAGGAUGAACAAAUCGUGGAUCUCCCCCUGAAUUUUGGCUUCCCACCAUCUCGGAGCCUACCCAGCCAGCCGCCAAGCAUGCCUCCCCCAAAACCUCCUAUGGUACCAGAGUCGACAUCCACCGCCGGCGAAGGACUCUCACAAUUUCCGGCUCCACCCCCGCGAAAACCCCUCCCUGCCCCUUUACAGCUCCAGAGCCAAGCUCAACCAGGCCCUGAAGACGACGAGUCCGACUCCGAUUUCGACGACAUCUUGGAGGUGGAUGAUGUUCGCGCUGAGCAACGUGGUCGUCGCAGAACACGCGAGGAGGACGACCACGACCGGGAGAUCUUGGCUAUUCAAGAGGCUGAGAGGAGGAGCUUGUCUAAGAAGAGCACGACACAGAGCCAGGCAGCGUCACCGACCGAAGCCAUUCCCGAUGCCCCGACCAGUUUGCCACCAAGCCCACCGAAAAGAAUGCAGCGUGAGAAUGCCCCGGCUUCGCUAGGAGGAGUUCUGAGCGCCAACACCCUCGAAGCUCCCUUGCUGAGCCCUGGGUUGCCAUCAAGCCCGCGUCCGAUUGGGGUGCCCUCAUCUGAUAGCCCUACGCCCAGUGUUUCGUCAUUUCCUGCUGCACCUCUGUCGCCACGGCCUCCGCGCCAGCCGAUACCCCUCCCACCGGGCCACUCACUUCAAACACCAGCAGGCCCGGAGCCUUUGGUUCUCAAGAGUCCUCAGCCUUUAAACAUUGUCAAGAAGGGAUGGGACUCAGCAAGCGAGAAGAGCCGCGGUAGUCCUACGGAACGCGGCCGCAUCUUCAAGGGUUUUACCACCGAGGAGUACCCUGACCUGCUCCUUCCGCCGAAUGUAUUGCCGACAAUCAAGGUAAAGGUUGCGUCCUCGCGCAUGAAACCGUCUCGAGCAAGUUUGAUGUCUUUGACACAACUGGAAGAGGAUCCCGUUUUUACCCUGGCCAUAUACUCGCGUUCUGAGCCAGGUGAGCUUUGGCGGGUAGAGAAGGACUCUGCUUCGCUCGCAAAGCUCGACCAUAGACUUAAGCAGUGUCCAGUCUUCACUGCAAAGACCCCAGAGAGGUCACUUUUCAGCGGCCACGCGCCUGCUAAGCUCGAUGCCCGUCGACUUGCUCUCAACCACUAUCUGGAUGAGCUGUUGGAGACUCCAUUGGAUACUGCCAGUGCCCUCGAGCUCUGCAAGUACUUGUCGACGCAUACGCUGCCACCGAACGCAGAUGACGCCGGUUCGAUGGAGAGCAUGGCGGAGGCUAAGGUCAAGACAGGCCCGGGCGGCCGCCCUUUCAGGACUGGAUACCUCACCAAGAGAGGUAAGAACUUUGGUGGCUGGAAGGCCCGCUUCUUUGUCCUUGAUGGUCCCCAUUUGAAAUACUACGAAACGCCCGGGGGCGCUCAUUUGGGCACAAUCAAGCUCCCCAGCUCUCAAAUCGGCAAACAGUCUCAAAGCAACGAAAAUCAAUCACCGCAACCGUCUGCCAACUCGGACGACGUGGACAAUCAGUACCGCCAUGCGUUCCUAAUUCUUGAGCCCAAGAAAAAGGACUCGAGUAGCCAUGUGAAGCAUGUGCUUUGCGCCGAGAAUGACAGGGAAAGAGACCAAUGGGUCGAUGCUUUGCUCCGAUGGAUCGAUUACAAGGAUCCAGAAGAGGAAGACGCCCAUGCCGCGAAGCAGCACGCCCAAGACCGCCAGAACGCUAGCAUAGCCGAGCGCGCCGAGAAGAAGAAGCAACGAUACAAGAAGACGGCUUCACAACACCAUCAGCCUACUGAAUCCGACAGCCUGAUAGGUGUGAGGUACGACGCAACGUCUCAAGGCGACCUUCCUCACCACGGCGGACCUGCACGUCCCAGAAAUGCCGGACAGAUUCCAGAGAACAGCCUUCCUGUUGAACCCAUGGGAAUGUCCUCGCAGCCGUCCAUGAUGAUCUCCGCCCCGCGAGACAUGCAAGUCAUUGCGGACUCUGCUCAAUGGGGCAAUAAGUCAGGUCUUGGCGUUCCCAUCAACGAGGAGAAGAAGCUGAAGAAACGAAGCUUCUUCGGUUUUGGCACCAAGACGAGAUCUUCGUCUGAUGGCCAGGAUUCUCUGUUUGGUGGAAGCGAAGGCGGCUCGUCGACACCGCCCCAAGGCGGGUAUCAGGGACCUAUUCGCCAAGCUUUCGGAGCUCCUUUGGCAGAAGCUGUCCGGUAUAAUCAUCCUGUUGAUGUCAAUGUGCCGCUCCCAGCUGUAGUGUACCGAUGCAUCCAGUACUUGGAUGCUAAGAAUGCUAUUCUGGAGGAAGGCAUUUUCCGCCUGAGCGGCUCGAACAUUGUUAUCAAACAGCUUCGCGAGCGCUUCAACACCGAGGGCGACGUCAACCUCGUUACCGACGAGACAUAUUACGACAUUCACGCUGUGGCGUCGUUGUUGAAGUUGUAUCUCCGUGAACUACCAACAACAAUACUCACUCGGGACCUUCACCUCGAGUUCCUCUCCGUGACGGAGAUGACGGACCAGAGAGACAAGAUAAUCGCCGUGUCCGAACUGGUCCAGAGACUGCCCCAAGCAAACGCCACCUUACUCAAGUACCUGAUUGCCUUCUUGAUUAAAAUCAUCAACAAUGCAGACAUGAACAAGAUGACGGUUCGCAACGUGGGCAUUGUGUUCUCUCCGACUCUGAACAUCCCGGCCCCGGUGUUUGCCCUGCUUUUGCAAAACUACUUUGGCAUCUUCGGCCUGGAACCCGAACAGUAUGAGCUGCCGUCUUCCUUCGCCGACGGAGAACCGGCCCGAGAGAGGUCAGGCUCUCUCCCAUCCAUGAACAAUGGGCUUCCCACUCGACCCUCAUACGACCCAUCUCAACAUGCGCGUCCUUCCACAUCAGCGGGGUCCAGCCAAUCACCACAUCGCCAGAGACUGAUGGAAGCCAUGACCGGCCAGCAACGCGCCGGUGGCACACCCCCUCCUCUACUACAGGACCUGCAGAGUGCUCGGUCGUCUCCCACGCCACCACCGAAUUACCCCGUCGGCCGUGGCACAACAUAUGAGCCACAGUACUUGCCUUCUGGAUAUCAGACCAACGGCUACCAACAGAUGGCCCGCGGGUACGACAGUGGUUCUUCAGGCUACGACCAGCCUAAAAGACGCGAGAGUGCCAUCUUUAUGGGCAACAUGGUUGGCCUCAACCCGCAAAGCUCCAAGAGCCGCUUGCGAGAAGAGACCCAGUUCUGA
Molecule: messenger RNA, 3927 nt
Organism: Colletotrichum orchidophilum
Lineage: Eukaryota; Fungi; Ascomycota; Sordariomycetes; Glomerellales; Glomerellaceae
Product: RhoGAP domain-containing protein
Exons: 1
Coding region: 1-3927 (1308 amino acids)
Biological process (GO): regulation of GTPase activity; signal transduction
Cellular component (GO): cytoplasm
Molecular function (GO): phosphatidylinositol binding
Source: RefSeq, a predicted model, not a curated record